AUGAUCGAGCUCUGCUCGUCUUGCAGCAGCAAAGCCGCUGCCUCUAGCGUGCAAAGCAGGCCCUUCUCAAGCUCAGGCGUGGCAUGUGCAUCAUCUAAAGACCUCUAUUCGACCCUGGGUGUGAAGAAGGACGCAAGCACUAAAGACAUCAAGGGUGCUUAUUAUCAAUUAGCGAAAAAGUUCCACCCUGAUACCAACAAAGAGCCGGGCGCAAAAGAACGCUUUGUGGAAAUUCAGAAUGCGUAUGACGUGCUAUCCGACGAAAAGAAGAAAGCAGCGUACGACCAGUACGGCUCGACUGAUGGCACUUCCCCUGGGUUCAAUCCAUUUGGCGGUGGUGCCUCCCCAUUUGGAAGUGCGGGUGGAUUCGGCGGGUUCAGUCCAGGUGGAGCUGGCGGCUUUGGCGGCUUUUCGUCCGGGGAUGCAUCGACCAUUUUCGAUUCGAUCUUUGGCGCAUUCGGGGGCGCUCGCACGGGCCCGAGUGGGCGAGGGACUGCUGGGUUCGGCGGUGCAGGAUUCUCCGGAGGGGUAGAGCGCGGUGAUGAUAUUGAGACUACCAUCAAUAUAUCUUUUGAGGACGCAUGCCGAGGAACUACGCGCAAAGUAACCAUCACGCCUGUCGAGCGAUGCGGUCCAUGCGAAGGUCAAGGCCUCAAGAAGGGCGCACGGCGAAGUACCUGUGGCAUAUGCAACGGGACGGGCACACGGACCUUUGUCAUCCAAUCCGGGUUCCAGAUGGCGAGCACGUGUCCUGCCUGUGGCGGGUCCGGUCACGUGGUGAACCCAGGCGACUCAUGCACGGACUGCGACGGCGUAGGUCGCGUGCGGGGUCGGCGGACCGAGGAGAUCCGUAUCCCAGCCGGCGUCGACGAUGGCACUAAGAUCCGCGUCGACGGCCGUGGAGACGUACCGCUGACCGGCGCAGGUAUACCAGGAAGUCUUUACAUUCGCGUCAAUGUCCAACCGAGCAAGAUCUGGCGACGUCAAGGCAGCAACUUGUACUACUCGGCCUCGGUCCCAUUCCACACCGCCGUGCUGGGUGGACGCGUGCGUGUGCCGACGCUCGACGGCGACGUUGAGGUCCGCGUUCCGCAGGGCACACAGGUCGGCGAAGAGAUGCUACUCCGUGGGCGUGGCGUUCCGUUGCUCGGCCGCGCUAGGAACGCUGCGGGGAGUGCCAACGCGAAAGGAGAUCUGCUCGUGCAGUUUGACGUCAAGAUCCCGCGUAGCUUGACGCCUCGGCAGAGGGAGAUCUUGCAGGAGUACGUGGCAGAGAUAGAGGGCCGGUCCAACAGCAAGUCGCCAGCUGCGCCAAGGGCGGGGGUGACCGGAGGCUCGUCGCCACAAUCGAGUGCUUCUGGUGGCAAUAGCGGCAAUGCAAACAAGAACACCUCAGCCUCACCGUCUCGUUCUUCACCAACGUCGUCGUCAACGUCCUCCACCACUUCUGCUUCCUCGGGGGCGAAAGAAGAAGCAAAGGGUGCGUCUCCAGCUCAAACCUCCCCUCAGUCCAGUUCCAGUCAGCAUGUAGAAGGAAGGGCGAGCGCGGAAGGAGCAAGCGUUAGAGAUGGUGCUAGGGAUAGCGGUGCGGCAGUUGGUGCAGGCGCCGGCACGGACAAGGCUAAAGGGUCGUCCCCUGGGGCUCUCGGCCGUGCGUGGGACUGGCUCACCGGCAAGAAGGAGUGA
Tilletiaria anomala UBC 951 is the source of this 1686-nucleotide messenger RNA. RefSeq lists its product as uncharacterized. Gene Ontology annotation, cellular component: cytoplasm. The record is from RefSeq and is a predicted model, not a curated record. Gene Ontology annotation, molecular function: heat shock protein binding; ATP binding. The transcript is spliced from 2 exons. The coding region runs from base 1 to 1686 and encodes 561 amino acids. Lineage: Eukaryota; Fungi; Basidiomycota; Exobasidiomycetes; Georgefischeriales; Tilletiariaceae. Gene Ontology annotation, biological process: response to heat; protein refolding.